AUGGAGAACCUUAGCUAUCAGUUAAGGAAUCUCAAACUCCACCUUAAAUGGUGGAACCGACAUAUCUAUGAGAAUGUCCAUACCCAGGUUGAUGUAUUGCAAAAAGAGUUAGCAGAGGUUGAAAGACUACUGCAAGCUAGAUAUUCAGAUUGCUGCUUGGGAAAGGAGUAG
This is a messenger RNA of Spirodela intermedia, 171 nucleotides long. Lineage: Eukaryota; Viridiplantae; Streptophyta; Magnoliopsida; Alismatales; Araceae. The record is from the annotation of a GenBank genome assembly.